GGGAAUUCAGGAAUAUUCGCCGUUUCAUUGAUGACAGUGACAUGAAAAUUGAAGCAUUUACAGUAACUUAUGAUGACACGUUGUUAAAGUAUAUCAGCAGUCAAUGUUCGCCUACCAAAGAACAAGCAAGCGUCUAUAAUGGCUAUGACGAUCGCCAUUUUGGUGCAGCGUCAACCAGAAAGCGUCAACUGAUGUAAAUCAACGGUCAUUUCGAGGCUUGGUCACUUUCAACAAGUUGUAUUUUGUUUUAAAUUUGAUGGAUAGAAAUACUGGACUUUUGAAUUGCAUUCCAAUCAUUUUGAGGUUUUAAAAAAAGAUUAUUUUCAAAAAAUAAUUUGUUUAAAAUGAAGUUGAAAAAAAUUCUUGAAAACAGUUUUUCUCUACAACCAAAAGAAGCAAAUCAAAAACUUGAAAUUUAUAAGUGUAAAUAUUGUGGUCAGACAUAUGCACGUCAUAUAACACGGAUGAGUAUACAUUUAUUAAAAUGCAGUGGAUGUCCAGCAGCCGUAAGAGAAUUAUUACAAGAAAAAGUUAAGGGAAAGAUUUUAGAGUCUUCUAAGCAGUUGUUCAAUAAAAAAGGACAAAUAAGAAAUCUGAAAAAAAUUUUAGAAGAGAAUUUUCAAAUGAUACCUAGAGAUGGGAGUCAAAAGUUGGACAUUUUUAAAUGUAAACAUUGUGAACAAAAGUAUGCACGUAAUGCUUCUCGGAUGAGUUUGCAUUUACAAAAAUGCUCUGAUUGCCCAGUGGAAGUUAAGGAAGCAUUAGAAGCUAAUGUUAGAGGAAAUAAUGCUCAUAAGGUAUCCAGAAGAUUGAUACCGAAAAAAGUAUUAGAAAGUAGUUUUAUUUUGCAGCCAAAGGAACCAAAUCAGAAACUGCAAACAUUCAAAUGUAAAUAUUGUGGCCAAGUUUAUGCAAGACAUUCAACACGUAUGAGUAUACAUUUACAAAAAUGUAUAGGUUGUCCUGGAUCAAUCAAAGACUCACUUAGUGAUAAAUCAAAAAGUAAAAGAGAUCAAAAGAAAAUUGAUAUAAAAAGGAGAAAUUCAGAGAGUGAAGAUUUAAUGAGUGAUGAGGAAAACAAUACUUCCAUAAUGCAAAUGUCAUCUGAUAAUAUAUAUUUUAAUGAAUCUGCAAAUGAAACAAAUUUUAUUGAUAGAAUGACAAAACAAAGACAAAGGUACUGUGAAGAACUUCUUGCUAAAGCUAUAUAUGCAUCCAAUACACCGAUCAGUAUUAUUGACAAUGAUCAUUGGAGAACAUUAUUAAAUACUUUGAGUCCUGCUUUUCAAUUGCCCACUCAACAUCAGCUCUCAACAACUUUAUUAGAAACAACAUAUGAAAGUGUUAAGAAAAGCAUUGAUCAAAAAGUUAGAGAUGCUAUUUCUCUUGGAUUACAAUGCAGUUAUAGGUCAAAUGCUAGGAAUGAAGGUAUUAUUCAAUUUGUGCUAACAACACCAGAUCCUGUAUUGUAUAAGUCAAUUUCUUUGUCUUCAAAUGCAGAAGAUGAGAAUUUAUACUUGGAAAAAAUAAGUGAAGUGAUUGAUGAAGUAGGAGCAGAAAGAGUUUUAGGUGUUUGUUUGGAUAGUUUAACAGCAUGUGAAAAUUUGUAUGAACUGUUGCAACAAAAAUAUGAAGAACAUAAUAUUGCUUUUUAUAAUUGCUCUUCUCAAACUCUUGACCGAUUGCUAUCAGUCAUAGAUGAUCGUGCUUCUGUAAUCACUCUUGUAAAAAAUGCUUCAGCUGUGAUCAAGGAAAUAAAACAGUUUGAUGUAAUAGCAUCUUUACUAAGUGAGGCUCAAAAAAGUGUUGCUGAAAAGAACCAAGAUAUUGUUAAACUAAAAGUACUAGGAAAUAAAAAGUGGAGUUCAUCAUUAAUUUGCCUGUAUGCACUGUAUGAAAUUAAAGAAAAUUUGCAACUUCUUGUCUCUUCUCCAAAAGUGGAGGGAUACAUAAACAAAGGUGUAAAAGAACUUAUUACCGAUGAAGAAUUUUGGUCAAAACUAAACAGUUAUACCAAACUUAUCAGGCCUAUUAUUAAAUGGAUUGUACACUUAAAUAUUGAAGAGGCUAAAAUUAGCGAAGUUCCCGAAGUUUUUGCUGAUUUAGAGCAACACUUUCUUACAGAAUUUCAAGAGUCAUCUCUCUUACUAAUGACAGUUGAAGAAUCUAAUAGAGUUCUUGAACGUUUCAAGACAUUGUCGUCUGCAGUUUUGCAACCCAUACACUUUGCAGCAAACAUUUUGAAUCCAUUACUUAAAGGUGAACAUUUGAGUUCUCCAGAGUUUGUGUUAGGAACUGAAAUGAUAAGUAAAUUGCCAUCUAAAUUUGGAAUGCCUGAAAAUGACGUACUUGUGGAUUUAGCAAAUUACAGUUCUGGAAAAGGAGUAUGGAGUGUAAAUUUUGUAAAAAGGUCUAUUACACUAAUGCCACCAUCAACUUGGUGGAAUGGUUUCUUCAAAAACUCUUUCUUAACUAAAAUAGCUGCUGCUAUAUUGGACUUACCGAGUACAUCUUUGGCACCAACAGAUAGAGUAGAGAAAAGAAUUUCUCUGAAAGAUGAUCCAACAGGAAAAAUUAUGUAUAUAAGUCAAAACCUUCGACUACUUGAUCCUAAAAGAACUGAGAAAAAUAAUAAAUGUCCAACAGAAGUUCAAGAAAAAAUUGAACAAGAACUGAUGAUGGAAGAUAUUGAAGGAUAUAAUGAAGAAAUGGAAGAAGUGCUUGUUGAAGAUCCAGAAGAAGUGAUGGAUGAAACUGAAGAAAUAACUGGUGACCCUGAUAGUACAGAUAUGCGUGAAGUUACUGGAGAUGAAGCAAAUGGAGAAGUGUAUAUUCAAAUUAUUGAUGGUACAGAUACCUUCUAUGUGGAAAAUGUGUUGUAAUUAGAUAAUCUUUGUUGAAUGAUUUUACAAAAAGGUGACUUAAAUGUCAUCUAUUAAUGAUAAUCUUGUAAUUGUAUGCACAUCAGUUAUAAUUGAAUACUAUUUUUAACUAAUUUAGUAUAUGUAACUGAUAAAAUGUAAAUCACACUUGUAAUAAAAUAAGUGUACG
Molecule: messenger RNA, 3051 nt
Organism: Phymastichus coffea
Lineage: Eukaryota; Metazoa; Arthropoda; Insecta; Hymenoptera; Eulophidae
Exons: 3
Coding region: 345-2882 (845 amino acids)
Source: RefSeq, a predicted model, not a curated record